UACCAACCGCGUCGUACGUCGAUCGUGCUGAGAAAUAUCGAUUUAGAUAUCACUGGUGAUCUACACACUGUGAUUCGUGUUCCUCGCGAAUGGAAAGGUGUUUUCAAUCGAUAUUGCUUUCCAGAAUUCUUUGGCUGUCAUGUAACGUGUCUCAAUAUGCUAUUUGAGCGUAAAACUUACUCGAGUGUCCCGUUCAAAUUUUAGCAGAAUUCACGUCGUUAACGUAGAUCAUUAACUCGACCAUCACGAUGACUGCUGAAAAGGAGGAGAAAGCGAAGAAGCUGAAGUAUCCCAAGUCGAUAUUUUUCAUCGUGUCCAAUGAAUUCUGCGAGAGAUUCUCUUUCUAUGGAAUGCGUACUGUACUGACGCUUUAUCUGAGGAACCAAUUAAAAUACGACGAUAACACAUCUACCGUCAUAUAUCAUGUGUUCACGAUGUUCGUAUACUUUUUCCCUAUAUUCGGAGCGAUGCUGGCGGAUUCCUUAAUGGGAAAAUUUCACACCAUCUUAUACUUGAGUAUCAUUUACGCUCUAGGCCAACUUCUGCUAUCUUUAAGCGCUGCGCCCCCAUUAGGUAUACCUUCUAGAGAAUUUUCAUUGCUUGGCCUACUCCUUAUAGCCCUUGGCACAGGCGGUAUAAAACCUUGCGUGGCUGCAUUCGGCGGCGAUCAAUUCAUACUACCGCUACAGGAACGAUACUUGUCCACAUUCUUCUCCCUGUUUUACUUUUCUAUCAACUCCGGAUCUCUGAUCUCGAGCUUCCUCACGCCCCUGCUUCGUAGCGAUGUCACGUGUUUCGGCGAAAAUACCUGUUAUUCUCUGGCAUUUUUUGUGCCAGCCGUUCUUAUGACGUUAUCCGUCGUGAUAUUCCUGCUUGGGAGACCUUUGUACAGAAUAACCAAGCCGACGGGCAACGUCGUUUUGAAUGUUUCUAAGUGCGUUUCUUACGCUAUCUACAAAAAGUUUACUUCAAAGAAUGAGAAAAGGGAGAAUUGGCUCGAGUAUGCGGACGACAAGUACGACAAAUCACUGAUAAACGAUAUUAAAGCAGCUCUACAGGUGAUGAAAUUGUUUAUUCCGAUACCGAUAUUUUGGGCACUUUUCGAUCAGCAAGGCUCUCGGUGGACGUUUCAAGCAACCCGAAUGGACGGCGAAAUCGGAAAUUUCCUGCUUCAACCGGAUCAGAUGCAAGUGUUCAAUCCUUUUUUGGUGCUCGCCUUUAUACCUUUGUUCGAGACUUGUCUCUAUCCUCUUAUGAGGAAGAUCGGCUUACGAACUCCGUUGAGAAUCUUGUCUAUCGGCGGUUUCUUAGCUUCUUUGUCGUUCGUGGUAGCGGCCAUGGUUGAAUAUCAGCUCCAGAAAACGUAUCCGGUUUUGCCUUCGGAAAAUUUCGCACAAUUGCGCCUUUUCAAUACUCUGGAUUGUCCCGUAACUAUAACGAAGCUUGAUCCUAAAUUAUCUUUUGUCCUCGAAAGUAUGGAUAUGUGGGAAGACAAGUACAUCAAAGCGAGUGGCGAAGCAGAAUGGCAAUAUAGGGCAGAUUUUUCAAAAUGCAAUAGAUCCGAUAUCACGAAAUUCUAUGAAACAGGAACGAUCGUGUUACCGGAAGGCAGGGCGACUUCUUGCGUCGUAACGCAGGGAAAUGAAUUUUAUAGUUACACGGAUUCGGUGGACAAAUCGGUCUCUGGCGAACCUUUGAUACGCGGACUCGUCUACGUAAAUUCAUCACGGGAUCCUGUUCCUCUGAAAUUUAUGAAGGGCGACGCAACAGUCUUUGAAUUCAAGAUAAAUAGCACUUCGCUUCAGGAAACCAGUCUAGCUGAACUCAAACCUGGCACAUACGAUAUUCAUUUGAAUGGUACAUUAGUAAAAAAAGACGUACGUCUCAAACUUGGUGGAGUUUAUACGGUGGUCGGAUCUGUUAUUGGAGAAAAACCGAUGGCCAACGUUGUAACCGUAACCGAACCAAAUUCCAUGCAUAUAUUGUGGUUGAUUCCUCAAUAUGUUAUUAUCACGAUGGGUGAAGUCAUGUUCUCGGUGACUGGCUUAGAAUUUGCAUUCACGCAAGCCCCUGCCAGUAUGAAGUCUCUUUUACAGGCUUCUUGGCUGUUGACAGUAGCUUUUGGUAAUCUCAUUGUAGUCAUUGUGGCGGAAAUCUCGAUUUUCGAUCGUCAGGUUUAUGAAUUCCUUUUGUUCGCCGGAUUAAUGUUCAUCGAUAUAAUUAUUUUCGCUAUAAUGGCGAAAUUCUACAAGUACGUAGAAGAAGACGAAAUUACCGAAGAAACCAUUCAUAUGAGCCAAGAAACUGGAGCGUUUAAUGCAUCUUAUCAUCAAGAUGAGAAGUGAUCUAUCUUGUUGUGAAGCUACGUGUAUGGCGUACGCUUUACGACUUUUGCGUCUCAAGUACUUGCGAGCAAGUACAUAUAUGUAUACACGCAUGUGCAUGUAUAUGUAUGUAUAACUGCGGCGUUUUAGGACAAUCACGCUGCGAGUUCAGACUUAACAUCUGUGAAUGUCUUCUUAGUCUCUAAAAUCUAAAAUAUGCAUCGAUUGCAACAUUUGUACAUAAUCGCUGUGAACGGCGCGGUAUCUUUUAUGUCGAUUUCUAUCUUACCUCAAAGGUAAGAGAAUGUUUUUCUGCAAAAUAGAAAGAAAAUUUCUGAUCGCUGAUCAGUUCGCAAAUUGUUUUUCAUAAAAUACGAAAACUACGAUGAACAAUUCUUUCGCAUAAAAUAAACUACUUACUCAACUAAUUCCAAUAAUUUCAUUACAUAAAUGAUAGAAAAUUAUAAUUUUUGUAUUCGUAGAAACGAAAUGGAGCUUUAUAUGACGUAAAAGAUAACGAUGUUUUAUCAAAGAUAGCUCUAUUAAUUAGCCGAACGUAUUAGCCUAUGCCGCUUAUAGUAUUUAUUAUACCGCAAAGUUUCAAGUCUCAAGUUUCAAGAUAGCAUAAAAAUCUACCACAUGCAAAUAUUCGUAUCAUAUUUUUUGCGCGACUUAUUUUCGCGUCACUUGUAUCGCGUGAAACUUGUACAUAAACGUAUGAAUAAGUGUACAUAUUUUUCUAAACAUUCGAUUAUCAUUUGAUAACUCACUGGAACAAUUUUUUGCUCUUCGUAAUUUGAUAUAUUGCGUAAAUCAUUAUUUUUAUUUCUUUUGCGCAUCGAAGAAAGAAUUGGCAAUCCCUUAUAAAAUAAACAAUUUAUUUAGUAAAAUAAUAAUACAUCAUUUGUUAUUUGUAUUUUACACCACCUUUUUAAUUAAUGGAAGGACAAAAAUAAUAAUGAUAACGAUAUAAUAUACGAAACAUAUCGCGAACAUGAAUCGCAAUGUUUUCAUUGCAUUUCUACGCUACAGCUCACAAUACGUACGUACAAUCACGCUACAAAUCACCAUAUAAUAGUCUAUUUGUACACAGAUUGUCCUUUCAUAGUGUCCUUUCUAUAAAAUUUAACGAAUUUAUAUAGUCGACGAUGCAGUGCUGUAAAGGCAUUGAAAGGCUAACAAUAAAUUCAUGCUGUUGUGUUUUAAUUUUCGAUCUACGAUCGAACGUUAUUAAACGGACGAAUCUGUAGGAGAUGUUUCGUCUUUUGUUGUAUUAUAUGAUACAUAUACAUGUAACGGGGGUGUAAAUAGUAACUCUGAGUAAAAUUACAUAGUCGGCGCUAAUUACACGUAGUGCUUAAAAUUUGCCAAAAUAAAUAGUCGUUUCUAUAUCUUGUGUCGGGUACGAUAAUAGGCUCUUUUAUCUUAAAACUGUUUUAAGAUUAACAGUAUUAUAGGUAUCAUAGAAAAAUAAAAUACGUAUUAUCACUGCUUCAAGCCAAUAAAUUAUAUAUGUAUAUAUAUAGAGCAUUGUGUAUAAUAGCCAAUAUUAAAGGAACAGCUUCUUCGUAACAAAUAUAUAAUAUAUGUACAGAAUUUUCAUUUAGGUGAUAUAAAUCACAGGAGUAAUGCCAAAAGCAACAGCACAUGCAAAAUGCAAGUUGUUCUAUCAUUUUCGUCGUUACUUCAUACACGCGCGCGCGCAAGAUGUGCUAAACGUUGGUACGACUAUGUUAACACAAAAUGUAUUACACGUAAAAUAAACUUUCUGUGUACUACGAUA
This is a messenger RNA of Bombus pyrosoma, 4107 nucleotides long. RefSeq names its product peptide transporter family 1. The transcript is spliced from 9 exons. Gene Ontology annotation, biological process: transmembrane transport; oligopeptide transport. The record is from RefSeq and is a predicted model, not a curated record. Bases 249 to 2345 code for a protein of 698 amino acids. Gene Ontology annotation, molecular function: dipeptide transmembrane transporter activity. Gene Ontology annotation, cellular component: membrane. Lineage: Eukaryota; Metazoa; Arthropoda; Insecta; Hymenoptera; Apidae.